GGCCAAGCAGGUAGAAUGCUACACGUGGAAAAUCAUCAUGUUUUGAAAUGGCACUUUCGUUCAAGGUAUGUAUCUGAACAAUCUCCUGAAUCUCUGAAGUCAUUCAAGCAGACAGUAUAUAUAGUUCUAAUUGUGCUUCCUGUUUAGUUUUCUAACUUGCUAGGCACCGUCUAUCGGCAAGGUAAUACUGUUUUCAAUGAGGAUGGCGACUGUAUUUUGAGUCCAGUAGGGAACAGAGUAUCUGUCUUUGACCUUAAAAAGUAAGUGGUGUAAACAUUUGUUAUCAAGGAUCUGGAUAACCUUGCCUCAGUAAUAUUUCUGUACGGUUUUUUAAAUGCACUGUUAAAGUUAACAUGAUGUUAGCUUAAGUUGAUUUAACUCAUUCUUAUGUCAGGGUAGCUUAUUGGAGCUACUAAGCCGGCUUAUUGGACUUCAACUUUUUUGUUGCUGUUCGUUCUUGUUGUCGGCCGUGUUGUAUGUUCAAGCUCCGAAUAACUGAAGUUUUGUUACAUGUAUUGGCCCCUAUAGAUUGCAGGUCUCACUUACAUUGGUGAGACCAUCAAACCUUAGUACACAUCUGUCUAAACACAAGAGGGCAACAAGAAAUGGUGAUGUCAACAAUCACAUUGUUGAACAUCAUUUACAGACAAAACAUUGAAUCGGCUGGGACUCUAUGACAUGCAUUAUGUAUUCUACAGACUACUAUCAAUGACUCACUUUAGAAAGUUGGUUUACUGACUUAAUUGGAACAAAUGCCACUGAAUCACAUUCAGCAGUUACCAGCACCAUAUAGGUGAAUUAUUGAUGGCUCAAGCAAAUCUGACUACCACAGAAUGACUGGGCAACUGACAAUUUGACUGAGAAUAAACAACAGAUAAUCUGUGACAAAAGAUGGAUCAAAACUGACCAAUCACAGUCUUCAUAGUCAAUAACAUCUUGGCUUAACUGACAGAUGACCAAUAACAUCAUGACUUACUUUAGUAAUUGACCAAUCAGGUCAAUAAUCAGAGUUUAAUACAAACAACUGACAUAAUACAACUCACUUUGACUCCGAAGAUGGUUACCACACAGGUUGUUGAAACAUCAGUCACUGUCAACAACAGUCGACCUAUUCAGGACUAUACUUGUCCAGACUAUCAUAUCCCACCUACUUAUGAAACUACAAUAUUAUCGCCAUUAGUAAACUGAUCUGGUAAUUGCUUGUCAAUAGCUAGCUUGUAGAGUUACCAUUAAGCUGCAUAGACUUAGAAGACUGAAUAAAACAAACAAAUAAAGAAAGGAGUAAUGUUUUAGGCAUCCUAAAGUACUGAUGAACAGUUAGGACUCAGAUAUUUCUAGCAACCACAAUUUGCCAUCUGUCCUGUUUGAACUAUUAUAAGUAACUCAUGGGAUUAUUAACAAUUAUUCCUCAAGCCCAAAUGGGCUCUGAGUCAAUAGCCCAUGAGGCCAAAGGCCGAAUGGGCUAUUGACUCAGAGGCCAUGAGGAAAACGUGAUUCAGCCGCCAUUGUUUUGGUUUUCAAAGCCGGCGCUUUUCGCUACUAGUGGGCUAUAACAUAUAGCCUAGUAGUAGCUCAACCAAUCAGAACACAGCAUUGAUAAUAGACCACUAGUUGGCUUUUACUAAUAAUAGAUAUGCAAGCAUUACAGACAUGAUUAAAGACUUUGGGUGGGAUACGCUGGAAAUGAGAGGAAGACACUUUAGGUUAACACUUAUGUACAAACUAACUCAUUGUCUUGUUGAUAUAGAUAGCCAAAAAUAUUUAAUUCAACAUUCCGGGAGACAAACGUGCCAUAUGCAAAUAAGGACAUUUUUAAAUGUUUGUGUUUUCUGAGAACUAUAGCUGACUGGAACUGCCUCCCUGGGGCCAUUGUAUCAUCAACUUCAUUGGAGUCUUUGAAAUCUAAUUUGUCAGCUUUUCUUAAGUAGUAGUUACAUAGCAGGAGCCCAUAACCCGGAGCGUUCAACUGCCAAAAACUCGUGCAACGGCGUGUUUACAAGUGAGUUUAUUUUUAGAUAAGCUUUUCCCGCAAAAAAUAACUGUCUCACGAGGUCAAUUCCUGCAUUUGAUCGUCGUUUAGACUGUUAGUAGCUCGCUUGGACCUUUUCAUAGUCAGCUAUUUCGAAGAUGAUUUCGAUUUAAUUCCCUUUGCGUGAAUUAUGCAUUCUCGUCGAUGAAGUAGACGUCCUGGCUAGGUUUUGUAAAUCUUCUUCUGAACUGCUAGUUUCCGUGUAAAUACUUAAAAUGUCGUUUGAAGUACUGCCAGAAGACUCCUCUGAAGAUUCCUCACGUGUGUCCGCUAUGUUUUUUUUAAUGUGAAGGAGUUGUCCUAGUUACGUAUUAAAAGUUUAUCAUUGAUGAUGCAAUUGCUAGUGUUUGGUUUUUCAAAAGCAGUUCGUGGGAAAAGCUUAAAUCUAAAAAUAAACCGACUUGUGAAAACGUCGUUGCAUAGGCGCAGUAUGGAAGUUAGAUGCUCCGGGUUAUGGGCUCCUGUACAUAGUCACUGUUAUUAAAUUUUAUAUCAUUAUUUUAUAUUAUUUUAUGGAUGGUGUGAUGUCUUAGCGAUUUUUACCGACCUAAUAUAUGUAGAUGCUGUAGAUGUAGAUGGAAUGAUGUAUAUGUUGUGGGUCAAUUUUAUCAGUGGUUUCAGUUUUUCUUUGUUUCAAACUCAUUAUACAUUACCAUACCCAAAAACAAAAGAAAUGAAACGUCAAAUGGAGGAUAAAACUGAGCCAGAAUAUAUAAAACGGAAAAUUAGAGACUGUUCCAGAGUGGGAUUGUGCUAGAAUAUUAAUUUUGUAUGGAUCCUCUGAAACUGAUAAGUUUGGUUGGAAAAGCAAUAGUAGCUAUAUUGGAGUUAAUCUUGUAGAAUAUUGUCAGAUUUUUCGAUUGUGCGCUGUUCCUUCAACAAUUGCCAGUUUUGAUCUGCAACUGUAGCAGGAAUGCAUAACAGCAUUCGUUCAAAAUAAAUCAUGCACCGCUUCUUUGGGAAGACUCAAUAAAAGAAAUAUCCUUGAUGAUACAACGUGCAAAGAAAGUAGUGUCCGAUAGCCCGCAGGCUAGUGGAUUUUGCUAUCGGGCUAGAGAAUUCUGUUUUUAACUUGCCCGAUGGGCAAGUGAUGUUUUUCGAGGAAUUCAAAUAACAGAAGAACUGUGAAAUCAAUUCUGCUCAUCAAAAAGCUUUUGGGGCUAGUUGAAAUGAUGUCUGGGCUAGUAAAUGCUAGCUUCAUGCAGCUUGCCCGAAUGGCAAGCUGUAAAAAUGAUUUUCUUUGCACCGUGUGAUAUGUGGUGGCCAUUCAACAAAUGUUACUCCUCAAUUUGAUGGACCAGGCUAACUGAUGUGGGCCUGCAACUUGAUUGUGACCCCACAUAAUGCGAGGUUUACAUAAAAUAUUUUAAUUUUCAUGUUCUUUUUGUUGUAUUAGUAACAGAUCAUGGACUCUACCUUUUGAAAACCAUAAGAAUAUUUCAAGAAUUAGUUUGUGUCCAGAUGGCAAGAUACUCAUUGCAGUUGAUGAAGGUUUGUAUGGCAGAAUUUGGUAGCACGUAAGUGAUAAUAAGACAUUUGGUACAAACACAGCGGCCUGCAUUUAUGUUUUUUUUCUCAUAAGCAAAGCUCAUCCUAUUGUUGCCCAGGUGGUGGCAGAAUUAAGGGGGGAGUAUUUAUAACACUGAUAAAACACUAACAUUUAUUUCUUUACAUGGUUUGGUAAUAUUAUCAUGUGUUUAAGAUAGCAAGGACACUUCUCUCUCGUUGCAGAUGGAAGGUGCAUUGUAGCCAAUCUUAAGAGGAAAACUGUUCUUCAUCAGUUUAACUUCAAAAAGCCAGUUUUUGAUUUAAAAUUUUGUCCAAAUGGAAGGUAAGUAAAACAGCUGAAUACCAGUAUAUUGUUCUCUUUGGCGUUCAGAGCUGUGUUUUGUAACAAAGUCUUCUAUACUUCAUGGAGGUUACUAGGAAACACUGAAUAUAUGUUAGUUAUUAACUCUGGAGGGUUGCAGAUAUGUAGGUACAGAUGCAGUGUCUUAUUAACUCAUUAUUGUGUCACAGCUUUAAAUGGACCUUUGAAGAUUUUUUUGGCAAAAGUGAAUAAUUGUGAUAUGCCCAAAGAUUGCCAAAUACUGCCAUGCUGCUAGUAGCCUGAGAUCAUGCCCUCUCCCUAUUAUCCCUUUAUGUCUCUCACGGGAAGAGGGCAUGAUACAUUUCUUUGUCAGAUCACAUGUAAAAAUAAAGCCAGAAUCUGGACUUUUUUCUGAUUGGAUGGGAAACAAUACAGAUGAUUUGCACUGUUCCGAUUGGCCAAAAUGCCGCCAUCCGUUAGUUUUUGUUGAUUUCAGUCUGCAUUUUUGCUUGCGUAAUGAGCAGUGAAUACACACGCGAGUUCGUUAUGAAAUUUCUGCCGGCUCAGUUUUCUUGAAUUUUUAGAAUGCCUAAAUAGAAGUUUCAUGCAUUGAAAUAUUUUCCAUCUCAUCGUAUACUAAAAAGUUGCAGUCAAAACUUCACCGAUCAUUUAAAUGCAAUUUGAUACCGGCUACAAGUUACAGAAGCGACAAACGGGUUCGGCUUUUCAAAUAAUCAAUUCAUGAAUGGAAUCGUGACCUGGUUUGACUGUAAUUCCUCCUUCAGAAAUCUGCGAACUAUCCUGAGUGAUCUUCGCUUUCACAACACCUUUCAGUUCGUGAAAUAUGGUGCUUCAGCGUAAUUUUCUUUUUCACUGCUUUCGGCACAGAACGAAGUCAACAAGCUUUAACCAGCAAAUUUUUUAUUAUUUGUAGCUGUUAAAUAGAGGUACGGCAGCUCCAGCUAGCAGUAUUUCAUCACAAAAACAACACAUUUAAAUUUUUUUUAGGAAUUGAACCACCAUCUGAACAUGGAUGUACUUAAAAAUUUUCUUUUCCCUAAACUUGAUUUCAGAAGAGACAUUAUUCGCGCCAGAAUUUGAUUCCUGUAUGGUAAACGCUUAUUGGCUAAUAACAUGACAGGUCACAGAGACGUUAGAUUAUGUAAAUUACGGGGCGGUUGACGGCUUGUUAAAUGAAUGUAUCAGGCGUUAUUUUUUUCCCUCUCAAGCCAAAGAAGCAAACCAAAAAAUAAAAAUAAAAAUAACGCCUGAUCUCAGGUUAUGCUGCUAGCAGAGACCUGUUCCCUGGUAUUCUUGCCUGCCAAAUACCAGGAAAAGAAGCUUCUGCUAGCAGGGAAAUUGCUAAGCUGACAGGUUGGUUUGAGGAUUUCAUCAGGUAGAGCAUUUUAGAGCAAGAAAAGAAGAAAUUAAAGUGGUGUAGCAUCUUUGUCAAAUAUCACCCAAAAGCCAUCUUAAAUCACUCAAAAGUAAAAGGGAAAACGAGGAUGUUGUAUAGUUCAAGUGUGACUUAAUGAUUUUUUGACCCUUAGGCAUUGAUUAUUGGUAUAUCUCUGCUAGAUACAUUGCAGUUACUUAUGGAAAGCAUGUGCAGGUUUGGCAUGCUCCUGCCCACAGCAAAGAGUUUGCACCAUUUUCUGUUCAUAGAACAUAUACUGGUCUCUAUGAUGAAACUGUUUGUAUUGACUGGUCAUCAGACUCCAGGUUAGUACAUCAUGAUAUAUAUGACCCUAAAUGAUGAGGUUGAGAAGCUACAAAUAUUUUAUAUAUGAUAUCUUAGUAUUCUAAAGUUAUUAGGCCUUCAGUCGUCAAGCUUGUUUGGGACUAUGUCAAUUAAAACGUGAGCAGCUUACAAAGAAAUUUCAAAUUUCAUGACUGCAGUGUAUUUUAACUUAAGUUGGCAAAGAAUAUAUCUGAGCAUUAAGCCUAAGAUGACUGCAAACCACCCGACUUGCCUCAAGCAAGCAAAUUUGAAGUAUAAAGGAGUGUUUUAAUGUUGUGAGUUGAUUCUUGUUAGUGUUCAAAUUUAUGUUCAAUUUUUGCAGGUUUUUUGUGGUGGGAAGCAGAGACAUGACAAGUCGCAUCUUUUCGUUAUUUCCAAUAAAUGGUUUUCUUCCAGUCACCUUGUCUGGCCACCAGAAUACUGUAAUAGGAUGUUAUUUUGCUCAAAACUCUUUGGAUGUAUCCUUGUUAACUACCACUUGUGUGAUGUACUUGUGAAGGUGGCCGUUAUAGAAAUUUAAGGCAAAUUGUGGUUAUAUCUAGAAAUUUUUUUGUUUAUUGUGGGUGACAAAACGAGCCUGCCACCUAUUCUUGGUCAGCAGCAAUAGACUUUUCUCGAUUCUGUUGAAAUUCUUGAGAUGCCCAUGUUGUACCAACUAAAUGCAUGGUAUGUGGCCGGAGGGCCCUGGGGUUGAGUUUUCAACAAAUCAUUAUUGCAAGCACACGUAAUUCAGGUACACAAGUACUGUACUAAAAUGGUACACUUUUUGAUUCGCCUUGCUGGCCUAGAAUCUAUUUACCGAGGAAAAUGAAAGUAGAGCCUGAUCUCAGUUUAGUGUGGGACAAGUUUUUGGUAAGAUACGAGUGCUAGCAAAGUAUAGAAAUCAAUGUAACUUAAGUUUAUUCAGGUCUCACUAUAGUGCAUGGUUUUUACAUUUUUAUACGUUUCCAAGCAUGUUAGGUUUCCUUGUCAUCCGAAAGCUUCAAUAAGCUUUAAACUCCAGUGGCAAUUUAAGCUGUUUCAUUUUGUUGUAUUGCAUAUCAGUGGCCCUUGGUCAUUGUACACGGAUUGAAUAUUCGAUUGAAAAAUAAGACUUUGUGCAUGACUGUACACACUCAUUACUGUUUCAAUAUAUAAUGUAUCUUUGCUGGCGAAUACAAACGUCUCCUCUCUCCUUACCAUUCGGGGAGCAACUGCGAAUAAAAUCAUUAAAUUAAAUAUGUCUUGUUUUCUGUUUUGUUCAAUCCAUUUUUCAUGAUCUGCAGUGACUCCUUUUGUUGACACUGUAACUAAAGGGCAUUCACCUACAUUUGAAAGGAGUUUCACCCCCACUUCCUAGCCAAUAGCUACUGCUAGUCUAGAAAUUUUGAGAGGCAAUAGUACAAGCUAUGAGUGCCUUUACAUUUAAUUCAGUACAUUUGUCUUAACAUCAUUAAAUCAGAUAUAUAGUGUGAGUCAGGAUGGUGUUUUACUUUGCUGGAAAUGCAGUACUUGGCUGGAGAGUGUGCACCUUGCUGAACUUUACCCCAGUCAGGAAGGUAAAUAAUUAUUAGGUAAAUAAUUAUUUCAAAAGUAGGUUGAGUUUGAUCGUCCGGGUGAACGUAGUCCUGAAUAGGACUGUUGUUGUUGACAGUACGUGACUGACGUUUUGACAACCUGUGCGGUAGUCAUCUUCAGAGUCAAAGUGAGUUCUAUCACGUCAGUUGAUGGUAUUAUCCUCUGGUUAUUGAUCUGAUUGGUCAAUUACGUUGCGAUGUUAUUGGUCGUCUGUCAGUUAAGCCGUGAUGUUAUUGGCUAUGAAGACUCGUUAUCAGUAAUUGGUGUGUUUUGAUCCGUCUAUUGUCACAGUUGAACAGUCGUCUAUUGUUAGUCAAAUUGUCAUUCCCUCGUAGUUGAAGUUUUACUUGAUCUCGUCAAUAAGUCGUUUAUACGGCACUGGUAACUGUUGGCUACGAUUCAGUGGCGUUUGUUCUAAGUUAGUAAACCAGCUUUCUAAAGUAAGACGUUGAUAGAGUAAAGUAGUACUUUAUUAUUAUAUGAAGUUCCAUUUAUAUUAUAGAAAUUAAUUUUUUUUGGAAUUGCUAUUCUUUUCCAGAUAGUGAAAAUCCAGUUAAGUGGAAGAAGCUCUUCAAGUAAGUAGUAAAGUAACUGUCUGUCUGCAGAGACCUUUUUGAGCUGUCUUAGCUGUCAGCUGUCUACAGUGUUUUUUUCUUUGUUUCACUCCAGCUAAGUGCUGAGCUCUACUUAUGAUCAUUUGCCAUUAGUUAUUUGUUUGGUCCAUUGAUCUUUAAAAACCAGGCAUUUUUACAAGCAAGAAAGUCCUGCCCAGCUGACAACCAGUGCCUUCCAUAAAUCAGCAUCUCUCCUUAUUGCUGGAUUUUCAAGUGGUGUGUUCACAUUGCAUGAAGUACCAGACUUUGUUCUUAUCCAUUCAUUAAGGUAUUCAUUAAUUUUUUUCAAUAAUUUCUUCUGUUGAGUUGAAUUUCCGUGCUAUACACCAACGAACUAUUUUAGUAGAAAAUAAUCAAUAAAAUGAGUGUAUUGUGUUUGUCCAGCAUAUCACAACAGACAAUCAAAACAGUGGCAGUGAACCCUAGUGGGGAGUGGCUGGCAUUUGGUUGUAGUAACUUAGGACAGUUGUUGGUGUGGGAGUGGCAAAGUGAAACAUAUGUACUAAAACAGCAAGGUCACUACUAUGACAUGAACACUAUUUGCUAUUCUCAAGAUGGAAAUUAUGUGGCAACCGGUGGAGACGAUUGCAAGGUUAGUAUCUACUGCUAACUUUGUGGUUCUCUAAAUGAUACAUAAAUAAAAUCUAUAACAUUGUGACUAUUUCUCUGAAAAACCUAGGCAUUUGAUAUAUUUGCUCUGGUUUUAUUAGGUGAAAUCAGGCCAAAGGAGCUAUUUGUUUAGUGGGGUAGGCUGUUUACAUUCUUAUAUCAGACCUGAAAGGAAGAAGAAGACUAAAGAACUGAAGCAGACAUAAGGGCUGGCUGUUGUUAGUAAAGAAAACAAUUUUUUUGUUUUUGUCACACAUAUUACAUGAACAGGGUGGUAACAGAAAAGUGGCAGAGACAGGGAAGAUUGAGCAAAUAGCUAGAACUAUGUUGAGCUUAUGAAAAAGCCACUGUAUUGAUUCCAAGGACCUCAUCAACAAUAUGUAUCACUGCCAUUUAGCUCAACUGGACACGUGCUGAGCAGGAAGAUGUGGUUUCAAAUCCUGAGGUCUGUAAGAAACUGACAUCUGCAAAUGGUUACACAUUCUAGUCUUCUCAGCUGGAGAUGAUUCAUCUAAAGCCUCAUCUCACAACCCUGCGCUUAAUGAAGAGUAUAGGAUGGGUACCCCAAAAAUGCCCUGAGAGGAGUGGUUACUGACAAUUUACUUUGUACAUGAACAAUUUACAAUAAUUACUUCUCAAAUGCAAGUUUAUCACGAAAAGGUUACAAGAAAACACUGCAGUUGACUGAAUAGUUUACUUUCUUGAACUUUCAGGUCAAGCUGUGGAAUGUGAUGUCUGGUUUCUGUUUUGUAACAUUCAGUGAACAUACAUGUUCAGUGACAGGUGUUAUAUUCACACCCAACAGUCAAGUUGUUUUGAGUUGUUCCCUGGAUGGUACCGUUAGGGCAUUUGACCUGAAAAGGUACAAAACUCCAUCACUUUUUCUUACAAACUUGGAUGUAGGGCUACCCGCUCUCUGACUCAGUUACGUAGACUGACAUUAUUUAAGUUUAAUUAAUUAAAAUUAAUCCAUUAAAAACAGACCUGAACAGUGCAUUUGGUGGAACUUGUAGGGAACAUAAGAACCAUGCUAGCUAGUCUACCCAAUUAUAUAUAAAUUCACCAAGAUUACUAAACAUCAGGAGAAAACAAUCAUGUUAUUUUCAUCUUUCCAGGUACAGAAAUUUCCGUACCUUUACUUCUCCUCAUCCUGUCCAGUUCUCAUGUUUGACUGUUGAUAGCAGUGGAGAGGUGGUCUGCUCUGGUUCACUUGAUACAUUUGAAGUUUUUGUUUGGUCUAUGAAAACAGGAAGACUUCUUGAGGUAGCUUGCAGUUCUAAACGUUUUUAUUCCAGCAACCUACAAAUUGUCUAAUUGCCAAAAAACUGAUGCUCUGAAGUUUCUAAGGAAUUUUCUUUGAAGAAUUAUCUUUGUCAUGCAUAUUUUACUUGCAUCCCGAGAACCAGUAGAAGUCGUUUGACCUGUUGGAUAUGUUAUGAUGUGCCACUGAACGCAACUAAACAAUAUCAUAAUUUGGGAACAACAAAAUGAUCUCUUGCAGGCUCAUUGGUUACUAGACAAUGGAAAUCAUGUAGUGUUUUUUUCUUUUUCUCUGCUCAUCGUAAAUGUCACGUCUGGCUCAAAUUAAUUGAGUUAAGCACUCUUUAGACAAGUAGUCUCUUGUUACUAUAAUAAAUGUAUUAAUCUUCGGUAAACUGUUCUACUGCUUCACUGUCUGGAGUAAUACCUCUUGAACAAAUUUAAGCAAGUUACAGGCAGUCCAAAAAUUUGCCUGUCAUAUUGUAAGUGGAAAAAGGAAAUUCGACCACAUAGCUCUAGCUUAAUGAGCUUCUCUACUACGAAGGUUAGCAUUAGGGUGAGGGUUAGGGUUAGCCUGCAGAACAAGAAAUUCUCAAAUGAUCAAAAUUCCUCUUUUUAGAACAACUAACGGCCAAACAUAUUUUUAUUAUAGAACAGCCACCUAACGAUAAUCAGUGAGCCAUUUUAAACGUUGUCUUAAGUUAAGCCUCAUACGUAAUUUUUGUCCCUAUAUUUGAUUAGAAUUGACUUGUGCUAUGUGCAGGCUUCUUUCUUAGACUCGUUUUAUUUUUCUUAUUGUACUUUGCAAUAUUUUUGCUUAAUCUAUCUUCUAGUUUUUAUUGAUGAUUUAUUCUAAUUAAAUAGUUCAAACUGUAAUGUCAUGUAUAUUUUAGUUUUUAUUUUUACCUCUGAAAAUCCUCCAUGGGGAAGUGGUAAUAAAGUGUGUAUGUAUGGUUCUUGCACAAAGUUUUCCACGAAUUAUUGUUUGCAAUUUUAAACCCCAUUGGUUUGUACCUUUGCAAUAAGACCACUAUUCACUUCUUGAACAUUUAUACGUCAUUUCUAUGAUGUAUGAGAGUUUACACAAUGGAAAAGUGUUGUCAAUAUUGUUAAAUAUCAUGUGUAAGCUAGCUUGUGGUGUUUUGCUUUUGCAGGUACUUGCUGGACACGAGGGACCUAUUUCUGGACUAGUGUUCAGUUCUUCUCAGCCACUUUUGGUCUCAGGAUCAUGGGACAAAACUGUUAGACUGUGGAACAUGUUUGACAGCAAAGUAACAUGGGAAACACUAAAUGUGGGAUCUGAGGGUUUGUUAAUCUGUCUUCUUUUCAUACUUUUGAAAGUAAUCGUGUUGCUAUGCAUAAAGCAUUGUGUAGAAACUGAGUCCGAUAUUAACUAACCUCCUAGUGUCAGUAGCCUGCGUAGCAAGCGUUUCCAGGCUAUGGUGUCAGCUGUUGGAAAUUUGGAUAGUACAAGCUUUCCACUGGAUAAAAUGCUGUCCAGAGGUUAUACACCAGCUGGAGAUUUAUUCACUUUGUAGCAAUAGCUAAUAGCCAGUGUUAAGACUGAGUUCAUGGAUGUUCUGUUAUCGUCGUCAUCUUCAUUAGGGACCUUAAGCAAUGACAACGACGACGGGAGUAAAGACGUCGCUAAAGAAAAAUUACGUUCUUUCAGACUUUAUCGCGUCUAUUUGGAGCCGCUUUAUAUGUCAAGAGUUGAAUUCAUAAGGACUUUAUCCAGGUUCAAAAAGAGAAAGGAGAAUUCGUCUUCGUAUGUCCACGUCCUCCAUAAAACGUCGCAUUAGGAGGUAUUACGUCUUAAGGUGAUGUUACACGAGACGAUUGACAACGACGAUUCUUAGCGCAACACUGUGUUGCAACAUUGUUGCAACGUUGUUUCGAAUGGUUACAACAUUGUUCCAGCACUGCAACGCUGUGUUGCGCGAAAAAUCGUCGUUGCGAAUCGUCCCGUGUAACAUCACCUUUAGUCGUGCAGUGGACGUCAAAGAAAUGUACUAAAAAGCGUAAUGCACGUGCAGAGCUGUUGUUGUUGUUGUUUGAAGUUGUCGUUGUGGUCGUCGUCGUAGUUGCUUAAGCUCCCUAAUAUCCUGCCCCAAGUGGCUUGUGGGGCAUUAUUAAGCUUCUUCCAUUCCUGUCUCUCCCAGUUGGAAGCUUUUAAAAAGACCUGACUUCUUCCUCUACAGUCCUUCUCCAGAUGGAUUUGGGAUCAACUACUUUUUCUUGUACCCUUUAGUGCCCUUUAAGAGGGCUGUAAAUAUGUUAGUAGAUAUGGUAGUGGUUUCCCCUUGAAGUAUGUGACCAUUCCAGCCCCAUCGUCUUGCAAGAACAGCCCUUGUCCUCCUGCUUGGUCAGUUGAAAGAGCUCGUAGCACUCUUAGUAAAACGUUGUACUUAAGAAGUUAAGUCGAAAUCAAGAGCUGGCAUAUCAAUACNACCAUUCCAGCCCCAUCGUCUUGCAAGAACAGCCCUUGUCCUCCUGCUUGGUCAGUUGAAAGAGCUCGUAGCACUCUUAGUAAAACGUUGUACUUAAGAAGUUAAGUCGAAAUCAAGAGCUGGCAUAUCAAUACGAUGUCAAGAAGGGUCGUCUGCUGACAGUCAAGGGGAAUUGACUUUAUAUUUAACGGAAUCCAAACUCCAAAAGUAACAACUCCAAAUUCAUCUAUGGUGAUCACUAUCAAUUUGCAUGGGAGAACGUAUAUUUUUUCAGUUAUUUUGGUGUUUGGUUUCUUUCUUCUAUAUUCUAUGAUACGAGUUUACAACUUGGGCUAAAAUUGGUGGUGCAAUACUCAGUGCACUUACGAUUAUAAAGAAAUAUGGGAGUUAAACUGACCCAGCUGCAUUGCUUUAGUGUUGGCAGUGACCGUACGUCCUGACGGCUUGGAGGUGGCAGCAGCAUCACUGGAUGGACAGAUAAGUUUCUUUGAUGUAAGAACAGGUUUACAAACUGCAUCAGUGGAAGGACGAAGGGACCUUGCUCCUGGAAGGCGGAGCUCAGAUAAGAUAACUGCUCAGACCAUGCUCUCAUCAAAGUAAGUAUCAGGUUAACUAUUCUCAGCAAGUUGUUGAUGGUAGACGUAAAAAAGUUUCUGCGUAAAUGUUCUUGUUGUUCAACCAGUUUUCCUCUUACAAACCCAUUUUAACACGAGCCGUCAUAAACAGAACUAAGAGUGCAUUUUUUUUUCUUUUCUCCUUGCUCUUUCCAUUUCCCCCUCCUCAUCAUAGUGUAAUGAUUUGGGGCUUUUCGGACGGCACGCAACAAACCUCGCGCUCUGGCCAUAAUUUUCGCUAGACGCGAUUAAAUCCAACUAGAUAUGGGGAUGUAUAAAAGUGCUCAUUUAUUGGAGUCUUAUUUGUUUUGUCUCUUAUUAAGGUGUUUUACCAGUUUGUGCUACACUGCUGAUGGAAAAUGUGUUUUAGCUGGUGGAAGAUCCAAAUUUGUUUGUAUUUAUCACGUGCAACAGCAGGUGAGUGUAGCUUCCGAUUGUAGAUUAAAUAUACAAUGAUGAGCUCGUAACUGAAGGGUUCUAUAAAGGUUGGUAGAGUAGAAGGAAAGAAAGGCCUCAAGUAUCUUAACUUCUUGUAUUAGUAUUUGCCGAGUAGAAAUAUAGAGUCAAACCCCCUUUAGAAGAAGGCCAAAAGGUAAAGUGUCCGCCGCAUUAUCUGAGACAGAGUGGUAUCCUCAGUCUUCAUAGAGGUAAGAAAUGCAUUAAGUUUGCUUUUUUUUGGUAUCAAAAGAAUUGUCCGUAAGGUGAAGAGGGUGCCAAAAUUUCUCUUAGCUUAAUAUGUGAGUUAGGACCAGUUUAGGAUUUUUAAUUGAUUAUUGACAAAGAUGAGUCGAACUUUCCUUUUCGUAUUCUAAGAUACUCUUUUUCACCUUAUUUAGGUCCUGAUUAAACGGUUUGAGAUUUCAAAAAACUUGUCUUGUGAUGGAAUGAAGGUAAUCGUAUGCCUACCUUUUUCCCCAAAAUUUCCAAAUUACCCUGUUUCUUGUUGCCUUGGUGAAGUACUGGUCACCGGUGGAUGUCUAAUAGGGCUGCUCUAUGACUUUUUUUUCAGGAAUUUCUUCACAGUGGUAAUAUGACAGAUGCAGGACCACAGGACCAAAUUGAUGAUAAUGUAAAUGAUCAGGAAUCAGUGUCCCUUCCUGGGGUGUUACAUGGUAAGCCAGCCAUGGGUGAGGGGGGCGGGGGGGGGCACCAACCAAGUAAAUUAAUUUGUGGUCUUUUGUUUUGUUGUUUGUUGUUGUAUUAUGAUGGCCACUCGCUAAGUUGUCAAGUAAUAUUUACCUGUGUCAAGAGGCGCUGGGGUGAAAAAUUGUUCUAGUGCAAAUCAUUUCGGUGAAUGGCCAGUACAUAAUAGUUUUCCUCAGAAGAACAAAUGGAGAAACCAUUAGCCCUGCAACUUACAAUAAUUUUAGGAGGUGAAAUGCAAUCGUGUCAAUCGGGACCUUGUGUUUGAGUACUCAGUAAGCUUGCGAAAAACACUUUCUGUUGAUGUGGUAUUCAUACAGUAGGAAACUUAAAAUAAGUCACCGGUACCAUGCAAUGUUUUUUUGGUGUGUUAUUACUGUCGCAGGUGAUAUGAGUUCCAGGAGAACCCAGCCAGAAAUUCGAGUCAAAUCACUACAGUUCUCACCAACAGGUAACGAUAUUUUGAUUGACAGACUUCCGGUGCAAUCUCGUUUUUGUUACUGGUGAUCCGGCCCCAGUAUUAUUGCUAUCGAGGCGUCUCGGCAAUAGUGGAAGGUAGUGAGAAUAUUUCUCGCUAUGGAGGCAUCCUAAAUUGUUUGGACAGGAGAAUGUGUUAAAUUAAAAGGUUGUGUUCUUUGCUUCGUGAAAUUUUCUUGUCCUCAGCUAGAAGAAAGUUUUUAAAACUGUAUUAAACUGAUUUAAUCAGCAGUGGAUGUUUUUUGUUUGUAGGCCGGUCAUGGGCUGCUGCUAGUACUGAAGGACUUUUGGUUUAUUCACUGGAGUCUGAUAUUGUUUUUGAUCCAUUUCAACUGGACUGUGAUGUGACUCCUGAGAGGACAUUACAAGCCAGUAGCGACAACGAACACACAAAAGCACUAAUAAUGAGUUUGAGGCUGAAUGAGCCACACCUGAUUUGUCAAGUUAUGGAGGCUAUUAAACCAUUUGACAGUCAGUAUUGAGUUAACGAAACACCUUUAUACAGUAGAUCCACGUACUAUCUUACUAACACUAGCGUGCAUAAUAAAAGUUACAAACGGCACAGAAGUAUACGAUGAUUUAGCGCUGCAGUUGCAGGCAAGUUUUAUUGAGGGAGAUCAUUAAGUAUAAUCCCGCCCAGGGUUUACAGCUAUCUAUACGAUCUCGACAAUUGUGCCGUACUGUCUCUACCCUUAGGUGACAACAUCCUUCUUGCAAAGACCAUAUGGAUUACUGUCAACAGUUUCUUUAUCUCUUCUGAAAGAAUGUAUUCCACUUCAGCUCAUAGAUUGUACGUACUUUGGAGCUAGGCUGGAGCUUGGUUUCUGAGAGAUGUUAUGUUUGUUUGAAAAUAACUCUUUUCUUUUAGUAAAUUAAAUUGCUGAAUAUAUAGUUUCAGCUUUGAAUCUUCAAUGGAUCGCUUUAAUUUACAUUAAAAAGAAUAGUUCUCCAUGAGUCGCAGCUGCAAAUAGAAUUUCGUUGAAUUUUUAGGGUUUGUACGAGUGAUCUUCUCUAUUGGUUAUGAUGAUAUUUCCACAAAAAUACAUCGAUUUAACGUAUAAACCUUAAACGGAAAAUAGCAAAGUUUUUUCUCUUUUUAUCCAUUAGUUCCCUUGGUGGUACAGUCACUGAAAGAUCCUUAUAUUGAACUUGUGUUGAAGUUUGUCGCGCUACAACUGGAAAAGUCACGUCAUCUUCAUUUUUACCUGUUGUGGUGUCAACAGAUUUUAAGUGCGCAUGGUCAACAGUUAAAAGCACUGUCCAACAAACUGUUAGUCGUCUUACGCAGUUUACAGAAGGGCCUUACCAAACAGCAGGAAGACCUUGGCAAAAUGUAAGUUAGUCGGUCCAAAGAAAUGCCGUAUACAUAGACUGCUAAACUGAAUUGUAACUGUCCCUUUACUACUUGCCGUGUCUGGCUCUGAAAAAAGAAAGGUAUUUAGCUCUGCCUUGUUAAGCUACUGGCCGAAGCACAGAAGAGACAGCUAACCCAAACAUGUCGGACUGUAAUUUAGCUAUUCAGUUAGGUAGUGUAAGUGGCUUGUCGGUCGAGUCAAACCUAGCUGAGGUAGCAAUUAAAAAAAGAAGUCCGGCGAUUUGCCCAGCGAUUUGCCCGGCGCGUUUCUCUUUUUAGCCCUUCCGGGCCACAUGAGGAAUUGUAGAUAUUGAUAAGUGGAUGCCCAGAUUUGCGAGAGACUUGCAAACGUGCAGUUUUCAUUUUUAUUGUCGUUUCGGAUUGAGUUGUUUAAAAAGUUGGAAUUUAAUAGCUGUGCGGGGAUAAUAAGUAGUAUAAACUAAAUCUUUGCGGCUUUUCUGUUGCAGCUGCUUGAGCAAUGCUUACAGUCUCAGCUAUAUCACAUCACUUGCUGAUCUACUCAGUACAGCCCAUAAUAAUGAGAACUCUGACGUCAUGGGUACGGCAUCGCCUGUGCCGUUUGAUAACAAGGAUAUGUCGUUAUGGUAUGUGCGGCCCUAAAUAAAUGUUGUUAUAAGAAGUCAUGAGCCGGAGACACGAAUGGACGUUAUUGUCCACGCAAAGUGUCUCGGGAAUUCUUUGCACCCAUUUGUUAUUCUCACACGUCUUGAGACUGGAGAUCUUUCAAUGUUCAAUAUUUGCUCAGAACGCUUCUCAGGGCCCUUGGGUGGGCAGUUCUGUAGGCAAUCGCCUUGGAAGGAACGGUUUAUCUGCCAGUGUGACACCAGAGGUUUCACAGAAGAACUAAACCGAAAAGUGGGUUAGUUAAGAAUCAACUAAAUACUCUAGUGAUGCAACUUCUCAAAUAGCAAAUAAUUGAAAAAAAAAUUUAAAGCAAAAAUUCGAAAAAACUUUUUGCUAAUUUAUAGCAUAUACCAACCAUACAUCGUGAAUUUCGGCAGCCAAAGCGUGCAUGACCCAAUUCACCGCUCGGUUCUGUGGGAUUUUUCCCUCCUUCCAAUCCCCAUCCCUCGUUUUAAAUUCCUCUGUCAUUUCUAAAUUUAGCUUGUUCAAAAGAUUCAAAAUAAAGAAAAAAUAUCUUACAUUCACAGAUCAGCAAAGUGUUGGUGAAAUGUGACAGUUGUUAGAACUCUUCGAGAUUUGAACCCAACAAGACGAGUUACUGAGUACAUACAGCAAUUCAGCGAAUGGUUAUGGUGUCUUCAUAGCACUCCGAUUGGCUUGCUCGUAAAUGAGCGAUUCACUUUAGAGUAAACCUAUAAUGCCUUCCGUUUUUGAUUUAGUGUAAAAAGCAGGAUUUUACUAAGACCUUUGUCGUCGCUGGACUGCUUUACAUAUAAAUCCGACGAGUAAUAACUCUGUCAAUGAAGAGGGAUUACGCCAAUAUUCAAACAAUUUCAUUCUGUUUUUUUCUUCCAUGUAAAUAUCUUUAAUGGAAAACUUAAAUUAAACAUCUGAAAUUAUACUCCAGAGUAUUCGAUUUUCUCAACGUCAAAGGUAUGCAAGUUUAACCUUUUGUAUUCAUGAGUCUGUAUUUCAAAACUUACUUUCCAUGUAGCCUGCGUACUGUCGCUGGCAGUUUCGAUGGAGCGUGGUGAACAUAUAAGGGAAAAGUGCAGGAGGAGGUGUAUCAAAUUAACAUGGCUGUGCGUUAUUUCCGCUCCUUCCUUACUUCUCUUUUCGUUACUUGUUUUUUCGUCAGUACUUCGUAUUUUUUUAUAGGUUUUGUUAUUUGCUUUAGGGCCUGUUUACAUGGAGGUGGGGGACCCCAGGUAGGUGAGGUAACUCGCUUAGGUGGGGUAACCCGCCUGUCCAUAUAAUCUCUCAUUUUAAUUUGAUCACGUUUACAUGAUAGGUGGGGUGACCCGCAAAGGCGGGUAGCCCGGUCUACCAGACCGGGUUACCCUCUCAGCCGGGGUCAAAUUUUGCCAUGUAAACGUUUAAGGUGGGGUAACCCGCCUGGCCGGGGUCGGAUUCGUAAUGCAUCCAAUUCGCGAAAAAAACACUCUUUGGCGGUGGCUUUGCAUCAUUAUUAGAGUUAACAAUAGAAAGCCAUUGCACUGAAGGUUGCAGCAAGAGCAACAAGGGAGUACAGAAGGGCGUUAAUAGCCAAAACACGUGGUUUGCCAGCAUUUUUCUUGUUUACGUGGUAAACGACCAUUCAAUAAUCUUGAGAAAGUGCACCCCGGGAUGGCGGGGUUGCAAGAUUGCAUGUAAAGGAGGGUUAUUUUUUUACCCCACCUAGGCAGGUUACCUCACCUACCUGGGGUACCCGACCUCCAUGUAAACAGGCCCUUAGUUACUUUCUUUUCCUUACCCCACUUCCACAUUUCCCUUAGCAUUGUUUUCAAUUUCUCUUGGGAGGGCUGUAAUACCCAGAAGAAAUGAAAAACAAAGGUUAUGCAAAUUUGGGGG
Messenger RNA from Porites evermanni, 18154 nucleotides. The record is from the annotation of a GenBank genome assembly. Lineage: Eukaryota; Metazoa; Cnidaria; Anthozoa; Scleractinia; Poritidae.